AUGGGUGUUUCCGAGCUUGACAAGGUCCCCGAGGCUUCCUCGUCGUCCUCCUUAACAACAGGAACACCAAUUGGUACUGUCUCUGACGCUGAACCCAUCAAACAAACAUUCAUCACCUCCAACGGCAACGAUGAACCACCCAUAACCUAUACCGAAGGUGGCACCACCGCCUGGCUCGUCGUCCUCGGCAGCUGGCUCGCUCUCUUCUCCUCCAUGGGUCUCAUGAACAGCAUCGGCGCCUUCCACGCGCACAUUCAGCGCAACCAGCUCGCGGGCCAUACCCCGUCCUCUGUAGCUUGGAUUUUCGGCGUCUACUGCGGCCUCGGCUUCUUCUGUGGGAUCCAGGCUGGGCCCGUGUUCGACGCCCGGGGCCCGCGCGCCCUCAUCACCGCGGGCGGCUUAGGCACCGUUGCAUUCCUGUUGCUGAUGGGUGUCUGUACGCGUUACUGGCACUUUAUGCUCGUGUUCGGCGUGCUGGGCGGAACAAGCUUGUCCCUUGUGUUUGGGCCGGCUGUGGGUGUCGUUGCGCAUUACUUUUCCAGCAGGAGAGGGCUGGCAACGGGUAUUGCGUCGUCAGGGGGGUCGGCUGGGGGCGUGGUAUUCCCGCUGGUGUUGCAGAGGCUGUAUCCUCUGGUCGGCUUCGCGUGGGCGACGAGGGUAGUUGCACUAGUCUGCGCAUGCGCGUUUGUCGCGGCCGUUCUGCUCAUCCGCAAGCGUUUCCCGCCGAAGCCGCUGUCCAUGGCGCGGGCGCUCCCGGACCUGACGAUCCUGCGGAACCCGGCGCUAUGCUGUACGGCCAUGGGGGCUUUCUUCAUGGAAUGGGGCCUCUUCGUGCCUCUGUCAUACUUGACCUUGUACGCGCUCGCUCAUGGGCAAUCGUCGUCCUUUUCGUACAUGCUCCUUGCGCUCAUCAAUGCGGGCGCCGUGCCAGGCCGCUGGGUGCCGGGGUACCUUUCCGACCGCUUAGGACGGUUCAACAUGCUAAUCGCCACAAUCCUUGGGUGCGGCAUGUCUCUUGCUUGUCUCUGGCUCACGUCAGGAUCCAGCCCUGCUCGACUUGUCGCCUUCGCAGUGGUGUUUGGCUUCUUUAGCGGCGGUAACGUGAGCCUGGCUCCGGUGUGUAUCGGACAACUGUGCACGAUCGAGUCUUAUGGGCGGUACUAUGCGACGGCGAAUGUGCUGGUAAGCAUAAGGUGA
Colletotrichum spaethianum is the source of this 1197-nucleotide messenger RNA. Its product is annotated as ribokinase. Gene Ontology annotation, molecular function: transmembrane transporter activity. The transcript has a single exon. Gene Ontology annotation, cellular component: fungal-type vacuole membrane. Gene Ontology annotation, biological process: transmembrane transport. Lineage: Eukaryota; Fungi; Ascomycota; Sordariomycetes; Glomerellales; Glomerellaceae. Bases 1 to 1197 code for a protein of 398 amino acids. The record is from RefSeq and is a predicted model, not a curated record.